GACAGAGAGGAGGGGGUCAGCCUUCUUCCCCCAUCGUUCCCGUCCACUUCCCCUACCCGGAAAGGGUGACACCCUGCACUGGGUCAGUCCUGAGGCCGCUGCAGCCUCAGCUCCAGCCAGAGCCUAAGAGACUAGAAUCCCGACCGCGGCGAGCGAGUGUUCCUGAUUGUGACAUCAUACCCUCCUUUGGCCAUGAAACUUGUCACUAGGAAGGAAGACUCAGUUGGAGAAUAGCAACAGGAUGGAAUACUUGGAGCAUCUCCUGAGUGGCACUGAGUGGAGACAUCAGGGGGUUGGAACCUUGUAAACAGGGAACCUGCCCCCAACACUUGGAAGGACCUGGGUUUCAGUGAUGAGACAUGGGGUAUGAUGUGACCCGCUUUCAGGGGGAUGUUGAUGAAGACCUUAUCUGCCCUAUUUGCAGUGGAGUUUUGGAGGAGCCAGUACAGGCGCCUCACUGUGAGCAUGCUUUCUGCAACGCCUGCAUCACCCAGUGGUUCUCUCAGCAGCAGACGUGUCCAGUGGACCGUAGUGUUGUAACGGUUGCGCACCUGCGGCCAGUGCCUCGGAUCAUGCGGAACAUGUUGUCAAAGCUACAGAUUGCCUGUGACAACGCUGUGUUUGGCUGCAGUGCUGUUGUCCGGCUUGACAACCUCAUGUCUCACCUCAGUGACUGUGAGCACAACCCGAAGAGGCCUGUGACCUGUGAACAGGGCUGUGGCCUGGAGAUGCCCAAAGAUGAGCUGCCAAACCACAACUGCAUUAAGCACCUGCGCUCCGUGGUACAGCAGCAACAGUCACGCAUUGCAGAGCUGGAGAAGACAUCAGCAGAACACAAACACCAGCUGGCAGAGCAGAAGCGAGACAUCCAGCUGCUGAAGGCGUACAUGCGUGCAAUCCGCAGUGUCAACCCCAACCUUCAGAACCUGGAGGAGACGAUUGAAUACAACGAGAUCCUCGAGUGGGUGAACUCCCUGCAGCCUGCAAGAGUGACCCGCUGGGGAGGGAUGAUCUCGACCCCUGAUGCUGUGCUCCAGGCAGUAAUCAAGCGCUCCCUGGUGGAGAGUGGGUGCCCAGCCUCUAUUGUCAACGAGCUGAUUGAAAAUGCCCAUGAACGUAGCUGGCCCCAGGGUCUGGCCACACUAGAGACAAGACAGAUGAAUCGGCGCUACUAUGAGAACUACGUGGCCAAACGCAUCCCUGGCAAGCAGGCUGUUGUGGUGAUGGCCUGUGAGAACCAGCAUAUGGGUGAUGACAUGGUGCAGGAGCCUGGGCUUGUCAUGAUCUUUGCGCAUGGUGUGGAGGAGAUAUAAGAGAGCUCACCUGACUGUCAGGAAGAGGGGAAGUCGGAAAAAUCCAACACUUCAGCAGCUGAGCCCUGACUUCUCCACUGUCCUUACACCACGGCUUGCACUGGAGCCACACUUUCUCUUUUUUGGCACUGAAGGGCCUUGGAGCGUUUUGCUCAGCCUUUCGGGGUGGAAACCCAAAUUCCUGCCUUUUGCCAUAUUUCUUUCCCUAAAAUGUCUGUAAAUUCUCAGUCUGAGUGGGGAAGUCCCCACCUCUGUAUUUUCUUGCCUACAGUCCCUGAUUCCCAAUAUUUUCAGAAAGCACAAAGAAAUUUGUUUUCCCUAGAUUAGGGUGGAGUAAGGACUCUGAUUGGCCCUCUUUUCCAAACCCAGGGAAUCAGAGCAGGCAGACUUACUGACACUAAGCAGUGUUGAGAGGGCUGUUCUGGGAAGCAGACAUCUAGCAGAAAUGCUCAGGGUGUAACCAGAACCCUAGGAGUAACUAGUGAGGCCAGGAAUCAGUCAUCACUCAUAACCCUUAGGGGAACAUUGGACCUCGUUGCCAAGCAUAUCCAUGUUCAGCCCACUGUAAAGGUGCAGGCCCUGAUGGGUGUGCAGAUUGGAAUACUGAGAGUGUCCAGAUGAGUUCAUCUUUCCUACACUUUUUCAUAAUUAGGGAAGGAUGGGCUGAGGUUAAACCAUUGGGAGUCAUGUGCACAGCAAGAAGUUGCUGUCUGGCGCUGCUGAAUGGGAUGGGCAUUGCCUCUUGUGGCCUGUCCAGUACUUCCAUGGGCCCCUCCAGCCCUGUGAUGGUAGGUAAUUUGAUCAUUUUCUUUGGCCGUCACUUGUUUAUAUUUCACAAGUCCCAUCUUUUUCCUUUUUUUUUUUUUUUUUUAGAAUGGCCUGGUUAUGGCUACCUUCCUCUAGCCCAGACAACUGUUGGCAAUUUAAUUUAUUUACUUUUUUUUAAGAAAGGAAAAAAGAAAAAAAAAAUCAACAAAACUUAAAACUUUUCUUUUGUUGUUCUAUUGCGGGGAUUCUGGGUAUGGUGGGGCAGGAGUGGGAUCUGUUUUAUAUUUUUCCUUUCAACACAAACUGGUUUGAAUACGAAAAGCCUAAGGGGUAUUUGGCUGAUACCUGCUCUGACCCUCCCCUCCAUAACCUGACAGUCCAGCGUCGAUUCCUGUGCUCUCUGAAGAGAUCUACUCCCAGUUCUUUCAGGGUCUCAUUGUAAAACCCGGGACUUAGAGCAUUACUUUUGAAGGCAACUCUUCCCACGUUUUCUUGGAGGAAACUUCCUGUGUAUCUGAGUUGUAACCUUCAGAUAAAUGGGAUAGAAAUUAUGGCUGUACUCUGCCUUACCCAAGGCCACCUAAGGACUUCAGGUCCAUUUCAGGCUUCCUGGGCCAUUACCUGAUUCCCUAUGGUGACUGGAAGAGUAAGCAAAGAAGGGGUGUGAGUAGGCAGGCUUGUUUUAAAAGUACAGGUGGGAGUGAGAUUGGGGAGGUCAAAGGGCUCCCUUUACCAAGUAAAAGCUUCCCCUUUUGGAGUUUGAUUCCAGGCCAGCUUGUUGGCCUGAAUAGUUGAGUCAGGGUUCCAUGGAAAAGAGGGUGGAAUAUAGCUUGAGGAUGUGAGGAAAAGUCCGUGUUCCAGAUUCAGGGCAUUGUGCUCAGGAACUUGAAAAGCUGCUAUUCUUUGGUCGCUACAUUCUUCAUUCCUCUUUGCCCCUGCCUGCCUUACCAAGGCCUACACUGUCCUGUCCCCAUUCUACUGGAGCCAGGAAGCUCAGCUAAGGCUUCCCUACCCUUUGCACUAGUGUCUGCAGGUUGCUGGUUGUGUUAUAUGUGCUGUUCCAUAGUUAUGACCGCACAAUAAAUCUUUCAACUCUAAAUUCCUAAUUUACCAUCACUCCCCUUAUGAAGGUUUUCCUUGGCUUGGCCUUUCUCUCACUUUAAUUGCCAUCUUCCUUGCUUGAUAACAUACCUUUAUCUUAGACUGAUCUCUGCUUUAGGGCAGCGUCUGGGAAUAGUGCACACGUCAUGUAUGGUUUGUCCUUUGUGCCCCCCUGCCUCCAGUGGGUCCAACUGUGUUCUUUCAGGGUGUGCCCUUACUCUGAAUUCUGUCUUCCCUAAGUGCUCCUGAAUGUGGGAGACACUACAGAAGAUAUGCAUGCACCACUUUUUGUCAGUAAGUACCCUUACUGUAGAAUUCCAUUGCAAGUAGGGAAGCUCUACCUCUUUGUUUCUCCUGACCAAGAAAAUAAAUGUGGGAAAGGGAACCUGAAAA
Nannospalax galili (Upper Galilee mountains blind mole rat) is the source of this 3575-nucleotide messenger RNA. RefSeq names its product ring finger protein 41 (gene Rnf41). The coding region runs from base 360 to 1313 and encodes 317 amino acids. Gene Ontology annotation, biological process: positive regulation of JNK cascade; protein K63-linked ubiquitination; regulation of canonical NF-kappaB signal transduction. Gene Ontology annotation, cellular component: plasma membrane signaling receptor complex. The transcript is spliced from 7 exons. NCBI's taxonomy places the organism in Eukaryota, Metazoa, Chordata, Mammalia, Rodentia, Spalacidae. The record is from RefSeq and is a predicted model, not a curated record. Gene Ontology annotation, molecular function: ubiquitin protein ligase activity; zinc ion binding.